CCAGAACAUAAACAGGUGUCAGCCUUGCGUGCGUAUGCUCUAUAGAUCAAACCGGACGUGGGCCUAAUUUGACAGCACGAGCCAGCCGUUCCAAAAGGGUUUAAGGAUUGAGUGGAGCAUUAGAAAUAGAGGUCUCUCCUCCAGGAUAUGAUAACUGUAGCCACACUGAAAUGAGUAUCAGAGAUAAAGAGCUUCAGAUACAUUUUAAACCCGGGCACGUUGAGCUUGUUCAGGAUGAAGUGUACACUCCAUACCGGCGUGUGCUUGUGACUGGCGCCACGGGUCUACUGGGCCGUGCUGUUUACAAAGAGUUCAAGAACAAUGACUGGGAUGCUUUGGGGUCGGGGUACAACCGUGCCCGGCCUUAUUUCCUGAAGUGUAAUCUCCUGGAUGAAGACGCAGUGCGAGGGGCCAUUCAGGGGUUUCAGCCUCAUGUUAUUGUGCACUGUGCUGCUGAGAGGAGGCCAGAUGUGGUGGAGCGUCAUACUGAAGCAGCCAUGAACCUGAAUGUGCAUGCUUGUGCUUCUCUGGCCAAAGAAGCAGGUGGUAUCUUCCUCAUCUACAUCAGCACAGAUUACGUUUUUGAUGGACGUAAUCCUCCCUAUGGAGAAAACGAUGCUCCCAAUCCUUUGAAUUUGUAUGGGAAGUCCAAGCUAGAAGGCGAAAGGGAGAUUCUCAGACACUGCCCAGGUGCAGCUGUACUACGAGUGCCCAUUCUGUUUGGAGAGGUGGAGAAGGUUGAAGAGAGCGCAGUGACCGUGUUGUGGGACCGUGUUCAGGAGGGAGCUGAGAGCUGCACCAUAGACCACUGUCAGCAACGCUUCCCCACUUACACUAAUGAUGUAGCUCGUGUCUGCCGGAACAUGGCUGAGAGAGCCCUUCAGGACUCUUCACUCCGUGGAAUCUUCCAUUACUCUGCCAAAGAGCAGAUGACCAAAUAUGAGAUUGCCUGUGCAAUAGCAGAUGCUUUCAACCUGCCCAGCAGUCAUCUAAUACCAAUGACAGAGCAGCCUGCUGGAGCAGGGGCCCAAAGGCCACAAAACGCCCAGUUAGAGUGCUCACGUUUGGAGCUCCUUGGCCUGAGUGUGGAGCCCACCCCUUUCAAGACUGCCAUAAGGGACAGCCUCUGGCCCUUCCAGCAUGACAAACGAUGGAGGCAGACUGUCUUUCAUUAAGGCAACAACUAUAUCCCCAAACUCCCGAAGAAAACAGGGCCACAAUCUUUAAAUUGUUUAGCAUUUCACUGAAGCAUGCAUCUUAUUUCACAGUCCUGAAUUAAAACAGGUCUACGCUUUUCACAAGUUCAGCAGCUUUGUUUGAUGUUCAAGUAUACAUUUAUUAUAGCCAACAGGUAUUUCACCUUUAUGUGUUUCUCUGCGAAUUGCACUGCGGGUUAAUAAGUCUGGCCUCGACUGUACUUGAUGUUUCUUUCCUAAAAUGUAUUACUUUAUGUAAAUGACAAGUUGAAGACAUGAAUGUUUGAUAAAGGAACUGAUGAUA
Molecule: messenger RNA, 1500 nt
Organism: Carassius gibelio (silver crucian carp)
Lineage: Eukaryota; Metazoa; Chordata; Actinopteri; Cypriniformes; Cyprinidae
Product: methionine adenosyltransferase 2 subunit beta
Exons: 7
Coding region: 171-1175 (334 amino acids)
Biological process (GO): S-adenosylmethionine biosynthetic process
Cellular component (GO): methionine adenosyltransferase complex
Molecular function (GO): methionine adenosyltransferase regulator activity
Source: RefSeq, a predicted model, not a curated record